This is a messenger RNA of Trachymyrmex septentrionalis, 612 nucleotides long. Its product is annotated as casein kinase II subunit alpha-like. Gene Ontology annotation, biological process: protein phosphorylation. Gene Ontology annotation, cellular component: nucleus; cytosol; protein kinase CK2 complex. The record is from RefSeq and is a predicted model, not a curated record. The coding region runs from base 136 to 597 and encodes 153 amino acids. Gene Ontology annotation, molecular function: protein serine/threonine kinase activity; ATP binding. NCBI's taxonomy places the organism in Eukaryota, Metazoa, Arthropoda, Insecta, Hymenoptera, Formicidae. The transcript has 3 exons.
UCAUUACUGUUCUCACAUGCACGUAGCUGGAUAAGCAAGGAAGUUAAAGUCGCUAAUAGCUCUAGGUUUGGAAUAGACAGUCGAGAUAAUAUAUCAUUCAACAAGACACUUAUCGAUAAUAGUACUUCUUUGAGAAUGGCUUUACCGAGUAGAGCACGUGUCUAUGCUGAUGUAAAUUCACAUAAACCAAGAGAAUAUUGGGAUUAUGAAUCUUAUGUUGUCGAUUGGGGGCAACAAGAUGAUUAUCAGUUAGUGAGAAAAUUAGGCAGGGGUAAAUAUAGUGAAGUAUUUGAGGCUAUAAAUGUUACAAACAAUGAAAAUUGUGUUGUAAAAAUAUUGAAGCCUGUUAAAAAGAAGAAAAUAAAAAGGGAAAUAAAAAUUUUAGAAAAUCUUAAAGGUGGGACCAACAUAAUUACACUCCAAGCAGUUGUUAAAGAUCCAGUUUCAAGGACACCGGCACUGAUUUUCGAACAUGUCAACAACACAGAUUUCAAGCAAUUAUAUCAGACGUUAACUGACUACGACAUAAGAUACUACCUCUAUGAAUUAUUAAAAGUGCGUGUAUUGUUAAGUGCAAUGGAACUAAAUAUCAGUUGAUGGUGAACAUCGAAA